AACCUGCUGUCAGUAUAAAUUUGAGAAGAAACGCGAUGGCUGCUUUCCCUGGGAAAUUAAAAAAUUCUAAAAUAUUUAAGAAAAUUCGAAGCAAGUUAAAUCGGCGUGUUAAACCUUAUGUAAAAUUGAAAUAAAGCCUAAUAAAAUUAUGUACAUCUUUGAACACGCAUAGCACGACAUUACUAGGCUAUGCCUUUUUUCUGAUCUAAUUUGCAUACAACGCAAAAAGUGAAUGUGGAAAAAUCAAUUUGUUGGCAAAAAAAAUUAAUAAAGGAAUAGUGAACUUUUUGUGUGUAUACUUUUCUGCAAACCCGUCAAGUGUUUCUCUUUUAUUAAGCAACACAACAGAAAAAGUGUAAUGUGAAAAAAAUUAUAGAAAAAUCGAUAAUUUCUUAUCAAUACCAUAAAAAAUCGAGUGCAAGCAGUGAAUUUGAAAAUUGAGAAAAUGUAUUAAAAAACAAUUGCAUUCUUUGUAUUUUUCGAACACACAAAUAUACUCAAAUAUUCUCAACUGAGCAGCUGCAGAGCAGCUCCAAUUGGCAGAAUUCCUUUUGGCAUAUCAAGUAAAAAUUUACCAAAGAAAAUUAAAUAGCAGGUUAACUUAAAGAGCAACCUAAAAGAAAGACACGGAAUAAUAAGAAAUAACUACAAACUGCUGGGGUAACCAACAGGCAACAAUAAAAUGACAUCAAGACUUGAUCGUUUAUUUAUAUUACUGGAAUCAGGCUCGUCUGCUGUGACACGACGAGCUGCAGCAAAACAAAUUGGCGAAAUUCAAAAGUUAUACCCUCAUGAACUGCAUGCGCUAUUAAAUCGUUUGAUUGGCUAUUUGCAUAGUACAUCAUGGGAUACACGUAUUGCAGCGGCACAAACAGUCGAAGCAAUAUUAGCAAAUGUGCCGGAAUGGAAACCCGAAUUAAAUGCCAUAAAACGUGAAGUGAAAAAAGAAGAGAAUGUAGCGGCGGGUGAUGAGGAAAACAGUUGUCAAUCGAAUGCAUCUUCAACCACAACACUAACAUCGGUAUCGGCAAAUAGCGAUUACUACAAGGAACGCUAUUUAACGUUUAGUGAAUUUAAUUUAGAGCAAGUUUUAAAAAAAGGAGCUCGUCUCAUCGGUUCAGAGGGCAAUGAAUUCGAUUGUAUUGAAGAUACAGCAGGUAUUGGAAAUGCUGAUACAGCUGCCGAGCGUUUAAGUCGCCAACGAGCCUUACUAAAUGAAAAGUUGGGCUUAACACAGGCUUCAAAAUUGGGCGUCAACUUAACCGACAUGAUAAGCGAUGAAGAUAUGAUGCGUAGUGGCGGCAACUAUAAUGUUAAUGAAGAAAAAGUUCCCGUCGAACAUAUACUCAAUAUUAAACCAAAUAUUCAUUUGAUUCCAUCUAAUGGUCAACAACUAAGUUGCCGAGAAAUGAAUCGUGCCAAGAGAAAGGCUCGACAGAAUGCAACUGCAAGCAGUACAACAACUUCAGCGUUGGCAACGGCUAGUAGUAGUUCGAAUUCGGCGAAUGGUUCAAUGGAUGAGCCGGAAAAGAAAAGACAAAAGACUGGAGAAACACAUAGACAAGAAAUUUUCUAUAGUUUGAAUGAUCCUGUUCCCGAUGCUACCGGAAUGUGGAUCGAUGCGAUACACUGGCCUUUGGAAAACUUUUGCGCCCGUCUCUACGUUGAUCUCUUUAAUGCAAAGUGGGAAGUACGUCAUGGCGCAGCUACUGCUCUGCGUGAACUUAUUAAUCAACAAGCGGGGGGAGCUGGAAAAAGUUUAAAUAUGACAAUAGAGGAGAUGCAACAUUAUCAUAAUCUGUGGUUGGAAGAUGCUGCUUUGCGUUUGCUUUGUGUCUUGUGUUUAGAUCGUUUCGGGGACUUUGUUUCCGAUCAAGUCGUGGCACCCGUGCGUGAAACUUGUGCCCAGGUUUUGGGUACGAUUGUCAAGGAAAUGGAUGCUAAUAAAGUUCACGAAAUUGUUUUUAUUUUACGUACUCUUCUCAAGCAAAGUGAGUGGGAAGUACGUCAUGGUGGUUUAUUGGGUUUGAAAUACGUUUUUGUGGUUCGUGAGGAUUUGCUUCAAAUAUAUUUGCCUCAAUCUAUAUCCGACAUACUAAUGGGACUCUUUGAUACGGUGGAUGAUGUUGGUGCAGUUGCUGCUUCAACACUAACACCAGUGGCCUCAUGGCUACCAAAACUUUUGAAUCCAACACAAGUUUCCUCGAUUGUUAAAAUGCUGUGGGAUUUAUUGCUCGAUCAAGAUGAAUUGACUUCAGCUAGUAAUAAUUUUAUGGGAUUGUUAGCUGCCAUAUUAUGUCUUCCAAAUGCAUCCAUGUGGAUACAAAUGGAACCAAUGUCUACCUUAAUACCUCGCUUAUGGCCAUUCCUUUCGCAUAGCACUAGUUCGGUGCGUAAAUCUACCUUAGUAACUUUAGAUACGCUCACCAGAAAUACAACAAUGAAGGACAAAAAUACAGCAGUAAAAUUAUGUGGCUCUGAGGGAGAUUCUAAUACUGUUGCCGCUGUAUCCUCGAAAUGUGCUGAAAACUUUAGUUUUGAUUCUAAGAAUCUUAGACUUAAUUUUGGAGUUAUAGACUGGCAAUGGAAAUUAUUGCAAGAAGCCUUAAGGCAUGUUUUUCAGCGCAUUCUAGUCGAGCCUCAUGAAGAAAUUCAACAAAUGGCCAGAGAUGUUUGGUUAAAUUUAAUAGCAAAUGCUGAUUUGGGGGCCCUCUUGCAUGCUGCUUGUCCUUUUGUUUCCUCAUGGAUAUGCUUAGCUAUGCAGCCGCCUCGUUUAUCUUUUGAUCCAUCAAUUCUAAUACAAACCACCAGCGCAGGGGGCGAAACAAGUGAUCCAACUACACAUCGCAAGCGACACCAUAAGCUAGCUGAUGAUUUGGGUGGCUCAAAUCCAACUGCAUCCCUAAAACUGUAUUUAGGUGGCAGUGAAUCAACACCCAUCGAAGUAAGAGAAAAGAACUAUAUACGUGCUCGUGUAACGGCAUCUCGCGUUUUGGGCUCAUUAUCGCAUUACUUGGUCAAGCCGGCACCGGGUGUAAUCUACACCGCCGAAACAGAAAGUCCUAUGGAUUGUUAUACCAAAGUUUUAUUGGGUCAUUUAAAUUCGCGCUCUGCUGUACAGCGCUUAGUGUGUGGCCUCAUUAUAGCAUUUUGGGCCAAGAGUGACCCUUCCAUAUGUCCCGGACCUUCCCAGCUACAAGACAAAUUACGUUACUGCAUAAUGGAAUAUGUGUACUAUGAUGAAGUAGCUGUUUCACUUACAAGACUGCAUCAGGAGACUCAUGAUUUUAUUGCCACGUUAAAACAAUACAAAAUACCCAUCAAUGAUUUUGGUCAAGCCAAAGUGUUGACACUGGAUCAAAUUGAAUCAGUAGCAACGACUCUUACUGCCGAUUUACGUAAAUACGCACUGAAACCGAAAAUUCUUCAAAUGUUAGAGGAACGUCGAAAUGGUUUACAAAGUUCAUAUCAGCAGACUUCAGCAGAGCAGUCGGCGUAUAGUGUAAGCACCCAAGCAGCUCUAGCAGGGGCCAUUGUGUAUUUGAAAUGCCUUCCAGAGAAACUUAAUCCAGUAGUCAAACCUCUAAUGGAAUCAAUUAAACGAGAAGAAAGUCAGCUAUUGCAAGAACUCUCUUGUGAGUUCUUAGUACAGUUUAUGGCGGAGGUUUGUGAUAGAAACCCUAGUCCAAAUGGCAAAUUAUUAACUAAUCUAAGUACAUUACUCAAAAGUGAUACCGAAUUUACUCCAAAAAUAUUAAAUCCUAGUGUAUCUUUAAAGGAAUCACCUGUCCUUACAAGUGCGUGUGAUAGCAACUCUUGUAUCUAUUAUGGUAUUUUAACAUUAAGUUUACAACAACACACGCCAACAUCCACUAAUAGGUCCAAUUCAGUAAACGUUGGAACCAAUGCUACUACUGCAGUCACUACACCCAGCACUUCUCGUGGUCCUGGCAGGCCACCCUUAAGUGAAACAUUGGCUGCAACCGCUGUUAGUGAGAUAACUUCAAAAGUUUCACUCACUGAAGUUGAAAUGAAAAAGUGCCGCAUACAACGUUUGGGCGCCACCGGAGCCAUUACCAAAUUAUGUCAGCAUUUCGGCAGUAACCUGUUGGAAAAGAUACCUAUCUUAGAACAGUUAAUGUUUCACAAAAUCGAACAAUUCGUGAGCGCUUUUCCGAAAAUGGAAACUCUUGCUGAAAUUCUCAUAGAUGUAGGACAAACAAACGACUUGAUGACCUCGUUACAGCUUAUUGAAAUAGCUGCGCCCCAUUUCCAUAGCGAUUUGCAUGAAAAACUAUUUCAACUAUUACAACCUUUGGGAAAAUUCAUUGGCCAUCCCUUAAAAGCUGUACGCCACAUGGCAUCCAGAUGUCUGGCUACUUUGGCCCAUAUAGAUCCCUGUCGCAUAAUGGAUUUUGUUGUCAAUCAUAUAUUAAGUUUAUUGCAAAAGAUUGAAAAUAUAAUUGAGCGCCAGGGCGCUAUAGAGACAAUAGAAAGAGUAGUGGAAAAGUUGCAAAUACGUAUUGUUCCGUAUAUUGUGUUGCUCGUAGUUCCACUUUUGGGAGCUAUGAGUGAUAAUGAUGAAUGUGUACGUCUGCUUUCGACUCAUUGCUUUGCUACUCUCAUCCAAUUAAUGCCUCUAGAUACAACAGCUGCAACCGCUAGCAAUGGCAUUAAACAUGAGCUAAAGUCGGCCGAUUUGCAAGCACGCAAAUCUCGGGAUAGAGAAUUUUUGGAUUAUUUAUUUGCACCCAAGACUAUACCAAAUUAUAAAGUACCGGUUCCAAUUUCGGUGGAAUUACGAUCAUAUCAACAGGCUGGCAUUAAUUGGCUGUGGUUUCUCAACAAGUAUAAUUUACAUGGCAUCCUAUGUGAUGACAUGGGUCUGGGUAAAACUUUACAAACCAUUUGUAUUCUAGCAGGUGAUCACCAUCAACGCGCCAUAGAGAAAUGUAACAAUUUACCUAGCUUGGUUAUUUGUCCUCCAACUCUAACUGGUCACUGGGUUUAUGAAGUGGAUAAAUUCUUAAAAGAUCCAAAAACUCUCAUACCAUUGCACUAUGUGGGUUUGCCCAGUUGUCGCGAAAGAUUGCGCAGUUUUAUUGGUACCAAAUGUAAUCUGAUCGUGGCCUCCUAUGAUACUAUACGUAAAGACAUUGAUUUCUUUAAAACCAUCAAUUGGAAUUAUUGUGUUUUGGAUGAAGGUCACAUCAUUAAGAAUGGCAAGACUAAAAGUUCGAAAGCUAUUAAAAUGCUUAAAGCAAAUCAUCGUUUAAUACUCUCUGGCACACCCAUACAAAACAAUGUACUCGAAUUGUGGUCUCUAUUUGAUUUCCUAAUGCCGGGCUUCUUAGGAACUGAGAAACAAUUUAUCGCCCGCUACUCUAGACCAAUUUUUGCAUCGCGAGAUGCCAAAAGUUCGGCCAAAGAACAAGAAGCCGGUGUUUUAGCCAUGGAGGCCUUACAUCGACAAGUUUUGCCCUUCCUACUGAGACGUGUCAAGGAAGAUGUACUCACUGAUCUACCGCCAAAGAUUACUCAGGACUUGUUGUGUGAAUUGAGUCCCUUGCAGGAGCGACUAUACGAAGACUUUAGUCGCACACAUCUCAAUUCGGAAAUUAAGGAUUGUCUCGAAAAUGGCGGUGAAUUUAGUGCUAAAACACACAUAUUCCAUGCUUUGAGAUAUUUGCAAAAUGUAUGCAAUCAUCCUAAAUUGGUGUUGACACCAAAGCAUCCAGAGUUUGCUCGCAUAACGCAAGAAUUAAAUCAGCAACAAAGUUCUUUAAAUGAUAUUGAACAUUCGGCAAAAUUGCCAGCAUUGAAACAACUUUUAUUGGACUGUGGCAUUGGUGUGCAAACCGAGUCGGUGUCCCAGCAUCGGGCUUUAAUUUUUUGUCAAUUAAAAGUCAUGUUGGAUAUUGUAGAAAAGGAUUUGCUUAAAAAGCAUUUGCCUACGGUAACAUAUUUGCGUCUCGAUGGUAGUGUGCCGGCUUCAAUGCGUCAAGAUAUUGUUAACAACUUUAACACAGAUCCUAGCAUUGAUGUACUAUUGCUUACAACACAGGUUGGUGGUUUGGGCUUAAAUUUAACUGGCGCUGAUACUGUUAUAUUUGUGGAGCACGAUUGGAAUCCUAUGAAAGAUUUACAGGCCAUGGAUCGUGCCCAUCGCAUUGGCCAAAAGAAAGUAGUCAAUGUGUAUCGUUUGAUAACACGCAAAUCAAUGGAAGAGAAAAUUAUGUGCUUGCAAAAGUUCAAAUUACUCACCGCCAAUACCGUGGUUAGUGCUGAGAAUGCCAGCUUGGAUACCAUGGCAACUGGCCAAAUAUUCGAUUUGUUUAAUCUAAACGAACGGAAUAAGAAUGGCAAUGAUAAAACAAAUUCGAAUUCAUCGACUGCAGGACAAAUGUCUAUGAAUUCGAUUAUAGAAAAUCUUCCGGAAUUGUGGUCUGAACAGCAAUAUGAUGAAGAAUAUGAUAUGUCUAAUUUUGUGCAAGCUUUGAAAAAGUAAUAAGCACUUAGUUGACUUGUUGACAUACAUUUAUACAAUUUUUAUAUAUUUAAAGAAAAAAAACUAUCAUGUUUUCCUUUUAUAAUGAACUCCUGCUUAUUUUCGUUUUAAAUUUUUUUAUCAUUUUCAUUUUUUUUACUUGAGUUACAAAUGCAGUCUCUGCACUAGUAAUUAUAUAUAAACGUAUUUUUUAGUAAACAGUCAAUAAUAAAAAAAGUUUAUAAUAACAUUACUACUAAAUCAUAAAAUGCUGUAUUUAUUUUGUCAUUUA
This is a messenger RNA of Lucilia cuprina (Australian sheep blowfly), 6779 nucleotides long. It is a transcript of the gene Hel89B, whose product is annotated as TATA-binding protein-associated factor 172. Gene Ontology annotation, molecular function: DNA binding; ATP-dependent chromatin remodeler activity; ATP binding. NCBI's taxonomy places the organism in Eukaryota, Metazoa, Arthropoda, Insecta, Diptera, Calliphoridae. The transcript is spliced from 10 exons. The record is from RefSeq and is a predicted model, not a curated record. Bases 683 to 6508 code for a protein of 1941 amino acids.